AGUCAAAAACAGUAGGAAAACUGUCAGCUAAUACUCUUAAAACUCCAAAGAAACCGGACGUAAUUGUUUUUCCUGUGUGCUGACUCAAUCCAAAAGCAAGGAAUUUCGGAACUACGGUAUCGCGACGUGGAUUCUUGAAAUACGGAUGCAACAAUCUAAGUGAAUUAUUGCCGCCCCUGGGCUACGAAUGGCUGCAAGAUUACUGUCGCGCAGUAAAUGAAUGCAUUUAGCACGAUUGUAUGAGUAAAGCCACAUGGUAAGUUAAUCACAUGUAUUUUCACUUUCCCGUGGUGAAAGUUUGCUCCUUUUUAUGGUUUAGGGCUAGGGUUUUUGUGUUUUUGCUCGGAAAUUGAGAAUUAUGGAGGUGGCGAUGGGGGGUGUUGAUGGGGGAUUGAGGUGUGAGAAAAUUAGUGCCGGAGGGAAGUGGAAAUGCAAUUUGUUGGCUAUGAGUGGGGAAGUAUUGUGUGAGAAGCACUAUUUAUCUGUUCACAGGAGAACGGGGAAUGAAGGAGAUGGUGGAGGUAAUUAUAGUGUGGGUGGUGGUGGAAAUUCUGGUGUCGAUUAUGGAGGUCAGAAGCGAAAGCGUGAUGAUGAGGAAAUAGGUGUUUUUCCCAUUCAUAGAAGUGGGAUCAAGGUGGUUCUUGGAGAAAGUGGAAUAGGUGGUGUGAGGAAGAGAGGGAGACCUAAGAGCUUGAAGAAUGAGGAAAAGAAGGUUGUGGAAGGCAAUGGUGGUGGAAUUGGGUGUGGGAAGAGGGGAAGGCCGAAGAAUUCGGAUAGGGAGAAAAUUGGCUUGAGGAUUGAAGUUGAAAAGAAGGUUCUUCAAGGAAAUGGUGGUGGAAUUGGGAGCAGGAAGAGGGGAAGGCCGAAGGGUUCGAAGAAGAGGAAGGGAGUUGGUGUGGGAAAUGAAGUUGAGAAGAAGGUUCUUGAUGGAAAUCAUGGUGGUAUUGGGAGUGGCAAGAGGGGAAGGCCGAAGGGUUCGAAGAACAGGAAGGGAGUUGGUGUGGAAAAUGAAGUUGAGAAGAAGGUUCUUGAAGGAAAUCAUGGUGGUAUUGGGAGUGGCAAGAGGGGAAGGCCGAAGGGUUCGAAGAACAGGAAGAAAGUUGGUGUCGGAAAUGAAGUUGUGAAGAUGGUUCUUGAAGGAAAUUGUGGUGGUAUUGGGAGUGGCAAGAGGGGAAGGCCGAAGGGUUCUAAGAAGAGGAAGCAAGUUGGUGUGGGAAAUGAAGUUGAGGAGAAGGUUCUUGAAGGAAAUCAUGGUGGUAUUGGGAGUGGCAAGAGAGGAAGGCCGAAGGGUUCGAAGAAUGUGUCUUUGAGCAAGGGUGAUAACUUUCAAGGUUUUCAUGGUGCAAUUUCGAAUGCAAAUGUCACUAAAGACACGGGUGAGGCAAUUUCUCAGAAGUUUAUUGGUUUAAGAAGGGGAGCGUGUAUGUCUGCAAAGGACAAUGGUGAUAGGCUGCCAGAGGUUAUAAAGAACACAAAUGAAGUUUCUAUGAUUAAUAAUAAUCAAGAAAUGUUGGCACGCUUCAAUGAAGGUGCUGGGGCAUCUUAUGGCAACGCUGGCACAGAUGAUGCUCCUGUGCUGGAGGUUCGACGGUGGGGCAGACCAAAGGGGUCUAAGAAUAAGAAGAAAGCAGUCAAUCAGGCUAAAAAGAUUGUUCAUAUCGGAGGUAAUGUUUCUUUUCGCAAUCCUGCCAUUGUUGCUGCUCUGAUGCAGAAAGUUCGUGGGAGAGGAAGGCCAAAGGGUUCGAAGAAUAAGAAGAAACCAAUCUUGAGUGAAAAGAGUGAUGGCACAGACGGGGAGUUUUCUUGUGUUAAUUCCAGGCUUAUUCCUGCUCCAAUGCAGAUAGUUCGGCAGAGAGGAAGGCCAAAGGGUUCAAAGAAUAAGAAGAAAAAAAUGAAUGUGACUGAAAUGAGGGGACACAUAGAAUGUGAUGGAAAUGGGUUGGUAAAUCAUAAGUUCAGUCGAGGAAGACCCAAGGGAUACAAUACCAGAAAGAAAGUUUUAUCUGUCAUCAAGCGAGCACAGAGAAUGAGAGGACAUAGUGCCAAUGGAGGUAUUAAGAGGGGCCGAGGAAGACCCAAGGGUAGCUACAGCUGGCUGAAAAAAUCAAAAGAUGGUAUGAGCAUCGAAAUAAUGCAAAAGAAUCAAGAAAGGAUAGCUAUAGCAGAGAAUGCAAGCAUGGGAGAGGAAAUACUGAAUGGCAAUGUGGAAAGGAACAAGUCAUCAGCCUUGGGAAUGUCGGAUGCCCCUGAAAGAAGGGAGCAACGUCAACGCGGGUGGACGUGCCACCAAUGCUUGAAGAGUAACAGAGCUGGCCUCAUCAUCUGCUUGAAGUGCACUAGGAAGCGCUACUGCUACGAGUGCAUUGCAAAGUGGUACCCUGAAAGAACAAAAGAAGAAGUUGAGAAAUCAUGCCCUUAUUGCUGUGGGAACUGCAAUUGCAAAGCUUGCCUUCAAGCCAAUGUUCUUUUCAAGCGCUCCCCAAGAGAAGCUGAUGAAAAUAUUAGACUGCAAAGAUCUAUGUACUUGCUACUCAACAUUCUGCCUCUCCUUAAGCAUAUACAACUAGAGCAGAAGGCAGAGCUCGUUGCGGAAAUCAGCACACGUGGUGUUCCGGUGAAUGAAGAAGAUGUGCAAAUAGCAGUUUUUGAAGAAGAUGACCGAGUAUAUUGUGACAAUUGCAAGACAUCCAUUGUCAAUUUUCACAGAAGCUGUCCUAAUCCAGCUUGUUCCUAUGACAUCUGUCUUGAUUGCUGUUCUCAACUCAGAAGAGGUCUUCAACCAGGAGGAAAUGCUGCAGGCAGUUCCAAGACAAUUUCAGAGUGGAGAAAUUUUGUGAAUGAUAAAAACGUUGAGGUUGCUUCAACAAAUGCUCUCCUAGACAACUUGCACUCUGGUUUCCCUAAAUGGGAAUCUAAGAACGGCAGGAGCAUACCGUGUCCUCCCAAAGAGCUUGGUGGUUGUGGAUCUGAGGAUUUAGUACUGAAACGCAUUUUGGAUGCUGAUUGGGUGCAGAAAUUGAUUACUAGUGCUGAGGCCUUUUCUUCUAAUUAUCAAUUACCAAGUGUAGACUUUUCCCAGAAAUGUUCGUCGUGCUUUACACAAGAUGUUAAUGAUUUUUCUGAAGUAAGACAGGCCUCAUUCAGGGAGCACAGUCAAGAUAACUUUCUAUAUUGCCCUAGUGCUAUCGAUCUUGAUUCUGAUUUCGAACAUUUUCAAAUGCACUGGAGGAGAGGUGAACCUGUUAUUGUUAGAAACAUGCUUUCAAGAGCUUCUGGUCUUAGUUGGGAGCCUAAGGUUAUGCUGCGGGCUUUUAGGAAUGCAAGCAAAAAAUUGAAACAAGACACCUUCUCUGUAAAGGCUAUUGAUUGCUUGGAUUGGUGCGAGGUUGAGAUCAAUAUUCACCAAUUUUUCAAAGGUUACUUAGAAGGGCGUCGACAUCAAAAUGGGUGGCCUGAGAUGUUAAAAUUAAAGGAUUGGCCACCUUCAAAUGCUUUUGAAGAAUGUUUACCUAGGCAUGGCUCUGAGUUCAUGGCUAUGCUUCCCUUCAGUGAUUACACCCAUCCUACAUCAGGUCUAUUAAAUCUUGCUACAAAACUUCCCGAUGGUGCCUUAAAGCCAGACUUGGGACCAAAAAGCUAUAUUGCCUUUGGAUAUCCAGAAGAACUCGGCAAAGGCGAUUCGGUUGCAAAACUGCACUGUGACAUUUCUGAUGCGGUGAACAUAUUGACACAUGCGACUGAGGUUAGGCGUAACUCAUGGGAAAUAAAAAAGAUUGAUGAAUUAAGGAGGGGAUCUGAAUUUGAAGAUACAUGCAAGUUUAGCGAACAAGCCCAUACAGAAAGAACUGGACGUGAAAAUAUAUCAACUGAACAAGCACAUACAUGCAAUGGGAACUCUUUGCCGCUGGAAAAUCAAAUUGAUAAAAAAACCACAGUUCAGAUUAGUGACCCUCAUGAGGACAUGUCUAUAGAAUUCAGCUCGUUACUUGCAAAUUCUAGUUUCGAGGCCUUCUCUUCAUAUGGGUUUCUGGAUAUUGGAAACAGAAAUAACAACCAAGACAUAGACAGAACCUCUAAAGUGGCAGCAGAAGGUUUUGACAGUACUUUUGACUGUAUUGCAGAUAGUUUCAUCGAUCUGGAUCUGCCCAAUUGCUCGGAGAUCACAGUUGGCCGAUGUAAUGAGGCUACUAAUUCAGAUUUUGUAGCUAAUAAUUUAAGCCUGAAUAACAACACCUCAGUUCAAACGAGAAUAGACUCUGAUACUAGCAAUGGCCAUCUUAAAAGUGGCAAAGCCUCCACAGAUACUGCACAUGGUGCUGCAGUUUGGGACAUCUUUCGCCGGCAGGAUGUGCCCAUGUUAACUGAAUACUUGCAGAAGCAUCAUAAAGAAUUUUUCCAUUACGGCAAUUCUGUUGUGGAUUUUGUUGUACAUCCAAUCCAUGAUCAGAUCUUUUAUUUGGAUGAGAAGCAUAAAAGACAACUGAAGGAGGAGUUCAAUAUUGAACCAUGGACAUUUGAGCAACAUCUUGGUGAGGCUGUGUUCAUUCCUGCUGGUUGCCCCCAUCAAGUGAGAAACAGACAGUCCUGCACGAAAGUUGCUCUAGACUUCGUAUCCCCGGAGAAUGUUCAUGAAUGCAUCCGAUUGACACAGGAAUUUCGGUUGCUUCCUCAGUUUCAUAAAUCUAAGCAAGACAUAUUGGAGGUCAAGAAGUUGGCUGUAUAUGCUGCAAAUGCUGCCAUUGAUGAAGCCAGAAAUUUAAUCUCAAAGAUUAAAUGAAGCAGCAAAGCUCCACAUGUUCGAAGCUAGCUGUUUCAGAGAACUCCAGCUGAAAAGCUGAACUCUGCAACAAUGUGGCAGCACAGAUUGUAUUCAGCUACGGAUGCAAUAGGCCGAAUCUUUGAGGCGAGUUCGUAGAGUAUUAUUUGCCAGAAGCUGUCACAUCGCAUGCUGAUAGAUUCUUCUGUACAUUAGUUUCACCUAUGAUGCUGUACACAAUGAAUAAAUGGGUGUGUUCUUGUAGGAAUUUUCUCAAGUAGGAUAAAGUCACUGCAGAAUUUUUGUAAAUGUUUUCAUGUAUCCGAAGCCACCGUCAUCUUCAUUUCUCCGGGUUUAGGGUUUAAGUUAAUCAGUUAUUUUGUUUUGUGGUGUGUAAAAAACACCACAAAACCCCAGUUUGUUUUAGGAUAGCUCCAAUGUAAUCAUAUUUGGCAAGAAAGGACUAAUGUUUGCUAUUGUAUCAAAUAAAUGGCAAUCACGCUUCCAUUUGGUUUUGGAUA
Molecule: messenger RNA, 5277 nt
Organism: Salvia miltiorrhiza (redroot sage)
Lineage: Eukaryota; Viridiplantae; Streptophyta; Magnoliopsida; Lamiales; Lamiaceae
Product: lysine-specific demethylase JMJ26-like
Exons: 13
Coding region: 359-4777 (1472 amino acids)
Biological process (GO): regulation of transcription by RNA polymerase II
Cellular component (GO): histone deacetylase complex; chromatin
Molecular function (GO): chromatin DNA binding; transcription coregulator activity; histone H3K9 demethylase activity
Source: RefSeq, a predicted model, not a curated record